AUGAGACUAAUCUUUCAAGCAUGUUCAAUGAUCCUCACACUGGGCAACCUUGUGGCUACUCAGUCACAAUCUUCUGGCUGGAAAGAUGUCACCAACAUCAAAAUAAUCAAUUUCAAUAAUGAGAAUAUGCAGAUCACAUGGGCAGCAAGAGAGAAUUUUCCCAAUGAGAAUGUGUCAUUUUCUUACACGUUUGAUGAAGGCAAGCAGAAAGUUUGGAAGCCAUGUCCCAGCUAUUUAUUGGAUCAAGAUCAUAAUUCUGGAUGUAUUUUUAAGACGGAAGGACCCACCCUUGCCAUGUCUAUCAGGAACAGCAAUGGGAGCAAAGAGCUCUUUUCUAAAAAACUAAAAGCUGAUUUUUAUAUAAAGCCCAAUCGACCAGAAAAUGUGACCUUCUUCUGGAAAGAGGACACUGUUACUGUAAGCUGUAAUAAACCAGAGAAAGCUGUGAGGUGCUUAAGGCUUGAGCUUCAAUACAAAAGCAAGUUUGAUGAAGAGUGGCAAUCCAGAACUUCUAGGUGUUGCAGUGUUGAAGAGCAAGGCUUUGAUCCAGAGAAAUGUUAUUCUUUCCGGGUCAGACUGAAGAGGUUAGUACCCCACUGCAAUGUAGUUAAUUACAGCAGUGACUGGCAAGCAGAAACAUUUUGGAUGAAUGGCACAUUAGUAGAUUCAUGUGACUACGAUACAACACCUCAGUCAAACACAGUGAUUGCUUUAAGUUGUUUGCUGGCAGUACUUCUAAUGAUGCUUAUCCUCCUGAUUCUUCUAUGCAAAUGGAAGAGGCUUCAGAAGUCGGUGAUGCCUGCUAUACCAGAUCCAAAAUAUAUAUUUGCUGAUCUCUUUAAUGAUCAUAAUGGAAACUUCCAGGAAUGGAUAGACAAAAGUGAUCAUGCAGUGCUGCAAACCAAACUAGAAUAUGAAGAACCUGAGUGCAUCACUGAGGCAGAAAUCCAGCACGAAGAUGAGAAGAACAGUGACAAACAGGGACCUUUGGAAAAAAUCUUCACUUUUUCAGGAUCGGGUGAAACCAAUGACCUCCAAGCAGCUCAGAUUGCCUGCCUGAUGCCAGUGUCCAAUGCUACAGCUUCUUUUGCUGGUGUCCAGAUUUUAAUGAAUGAAGACAUGUAUGUGACAUUAUAA
Messenger RNA from Acanthisitta chloris (rifleman), 1137 nucleotides. It is a transcript of the gene CRLF2, whose product is annotated as cytokine receptor-like factor 2. Gene Ontology annotation, molecular function: cytokine receptor activity; protein binding. Lineage: Eukaryota; Metazoa; Chordata; Aves; Passeriformes; Acanthisittidae. Bases 1 to 1137 code for a protein of 378 amino acids. Gene Ontology annotation, cellular component: external side of plasma membrane. Gene Ontology annotation, biological process: cytokine-mediated signaling pathway. The transcript has 8 exons. The record is from RefSeq and is a predicted model, not a curated record.